Linum tenue is the source of this 2598-nucleotide messenger RNA. The record is from the annotation of a GenBank genome assembly. NCBI's taxonomy places the organism in Eukaryota, Viridiplantae, Streptophyta, Magnoliopsida, Malpighiales, Linaceae.
AUGUGUUUUUUUUUUAAAACAAAACCACUCCCUUCUUCAACACUCCUUCCCGCCUCACUCCGCAGAGCUCUCCCUGUCCUGGCCGCCAUGAAACCGAAACUCUCCAUUUCCUUCUUCUUCCUCUUCUUCUCCAUCUCAGCCGCAGCUCCUCCGGCUAACGACACGGAAGCUCUAACGCUCUUCCGCCUCCAAACCGACUCCCACGGCAACCUCCGCUCCAACUGGACCACCACCACCACCUCAAACGUCCCCUGCUCCUGGCUCGGCGUAGGCUGCUCUGCCGACAAAGGCCGCGUCAUCUCACUCUCCCUCCCUUCUCUCUCCCUCCGCGGUCCGAUCAACUCUCUCGCCUCCCUCGACCAGCUCCGCCUCCUCGACCUUCACGACAACCGCCUCAAUGGCACUGUUUCCCCGGUCACCAACUGCUCCAACCUCAAGCUCCUCUACCUUGCCGGAAACGACUUCUCAGGCGAGAUCCCUCCGUCGAUCUCCUCCCUCCACCGAAUCCUCCGCUUGGACUUGUCGGACAACAACCUCGCCGGUUCAAUCCCUCCGGAAAUUGGCAAUUUGACCAAGCUGUUGACUCUUCGGCUCCAGAACAAUGCGCUCACCGGCCGAAUUCCAGACAUCUCUGGUUCGAUCCCCGGAUUGAAAGAGCUGAAUCUGUCCAAUAAUGAGCUGUACGGAAGAGUCCCCGGUGGGUUGGAGAAGAAAUUCGGCCGCCGGGGGUUCUUCGGUAACGAAGGGCUCUGUGGAUCCGGUCCUUCGCUCCCCGUGUGUUCAUUUACAGGGGACGAAACGGUGCCCUCGAACCCAACCACGAUUCCGCAAUGGAACAGCCCUCCCGUCGUGGAAAGCCAAACUUCGCAGCGGCCGGUGCACAGAGGAUUGGGCACCGCCGCGAUGGCGGCGAUAAUCAUCGCCAUCUGCGUCACAUUCCUUGUAGCGGCGUCGUUCCUGGUCGCCUACUGCUGUGGCCGCGGCAGUGGCGGCGGAGUAGGAGACGGGGGAUCAUCAAAGGUGGGGAGCGAGAUCGAGAGCGGUGGCGGCGUGAAAAGGAGGAGCAGUUACGGCGGAACGGAGAGCGAUGGCACGGAGAGGAGCAAGCUGGUGUUCUAUGACGGCGGGAAGGAUCAGCCCAUGCCGUUCGAAUUGGAGGAUUUGCUCAAGGCGUCGGCGGAGAUGCUGGGGAAGGGGAGUUUGGGGACGGUGUACAAGGCAGUGCUGGACGGCGGGUGGACGGUGGCCGUGAAGCGGCUGAAGGACGCGAAUCCUUGUGGGAGAAGGGAGUUCGAGCAGUACAUGGAAGUGAUCGGAAAGCUGAAGCAUCCCAAUAUCGUCAGGUUCAGAGCUUAUUACUAUGCUAAGGAAGAGAAGCUUCUGGUGUACGAUUUCAUGCCCAAUGGCAGCCUCCACUGGCUUCUCCAUGGAAACAGAGGACCAGGCCGAAUCCCACUGGAUUGGACCACGAGGAUCAGCUUAGUACUCGGAUCCGCCCGCGGGCUAGCCAAGAUCCACGAGGAAUACCGGUCGGCUCGAAUCCCCCACGGCAACGUGAAAUCAUCCAACGUCCUCCUCGACAAAAACGGCAUCGCUUGCAUUGCCGAUUUCGGCCUCUCCCUGCUCCUCAACCCGGUCCACGCCGUCGCCAGGCUGGGCGGGUACCGAGCUCCCGAGCAGGUGGAGACCAAACGCCUGUCCCAGAAGUCCGACGUGUACAGCUUCGGCGUCCUCCUCCUCGAAGUCCUCACCGGGAGAAACCCCGACGAACUCGUGACGGACGGGGUGGCCGCGGGGGCAGGGGAUCUGCCGAGGUGGGUGAGGUCGGUGGUGAAGGAGGAGUGGACGGCGGAGGUGUUCGAUCAGGAGCUGCUGAGGUACAAGAACAUCGAGGAGGAGCUGGUGUCGAUGCUCCACGUGGCGCUCGCCUGUGUGGCACCGGCGCCGGAGAAGAGGCCCGAGAUGGUGGAGGUGGCGAGGAUGAUUGAGGAGAUUCGGGUGGAGCAGUCGCCGUUGGGGGAGGAUUGCGACGAGUCGAGGAACUCGCUCUCGCCGUCGCUUGCUACUACUGAGGAUUGAAUUAGACGGAGUCUGAUCUCAUUUAUUUCUCGAGGAGAAUAACUUUGUUUACUGUCGUAAUAGUGGUGGCUUAAGUGUAGUAAGUUAUUUGUUAAGUUCAUUAAUUACUUGUUUCUGUUGGAUGUCCAGGCCCAACAAAGUGUGUAGUUUGGUAGCUAGUUGUCUAGUUUGCUACAUAUUUUGUUUAAGCCUUCGUUCCUGUGAAGUGUACUUGUGUCGUUUGAGUCGUAAGAUGUGGUCGUUUGUUGUUAUUCUUCACCAAUUAGGCCUUCUAUAGGUGUGAACUGCCUUCUAUGAACUUAUAGGGCCUGAAGUUGGCCUUUGAUGGCUAUAUCCUUCUUGGGGUCAUAGACAAAUUUGCCUCAUCCUAGAAGAAAACUUAAGCAUUGCUAUCAAUGGGAUUCACUUAUAUUAGCCGUUGUAUGUUUAUGGGAAUUGAAAUUUUAACAAGCUAGCCUGCUAUUGGUACAGGUAAAUAUUGUUAUAUUUCCUAAUCAUUUUGAUUUAUUAAUAUAUUCC